GAUUUUUUUUGUUGGUUUUACCUAAGUGGGCAGGGUAUCAGGAAGAGAAAUCGAAGGAAAAUGGUCCGUAAAAAGCUAAUUCGCGAUCAUUUUUAAAGAAAAGACAUGGUUUACUUGGUAGAAUCAAACGACGGUUGUGCUUAAAGGACGACAAAAGGGAAAGUUAAGCUGUCAGGACAUCCCAGUGACGGCUGGCCGCACUCCUAUUCUGCAGGGGCUUGCAGGGGGGUUCCUGCAAGUCAUUUUAAAUGAGAAUGUCCCUAGCACAGAGAGUGCUGCUCACAUGGAUCUUCACCCUGUUCUUCCUCAUAAUGCUCGUGCUGAAGCUGGAUGAGAAGGUCCACUGGAACUGGUUUCUCAUCUUCCUCCCCGUCUGGAUCUUCGACGCCAUCCUCCUCCUCAUGCUGGCGGUGAAAAUGGCCGGACGCUGCAAGCCGGGCUACGACCCGCGCAACGGCUCGCAGGACUUGCGAAAGAAGGCCUGGUACCUGGCGGCCAUGCUGCUGAAGUUGGCCUUCUGCCUCACGCUGUGCGCCAGGCUGGAGAAGCUCACGGAGAUCAAGGUGACGUUCGUCUGCAUCCCCCUUUGGGCCCUUCUGACAGGAGCCAUGGCAGAGCUGGGCUAUAACAUCUUCCCAGACCGGAGAGACUAAUCGCUUCUGUGUACAGGGAGGACGAGUGAUGCAGCGCUUUUUGUGAGUGACCCCCACCUCCCACCUCCCACCACCCUCCACCCCUGGCGUUCCCCCUUCCUGAGACCUAGAACACGCUUCCCUCCCCAGGCCCAGGGAACGCAGUUCAUGCCAGCAGCAUUUGAGAGCCAAAUAAGGGAACUGGAGAGCUGGGCUUUCCCCUACCCAGGAUGCUUAUGGAGGCUGUUGGGUUUUUGCGUGCGCUUUUAGUCCUAUAAUUUGGAUGAAGCCAUGACUGUUUGGCAGGGAGCGGGUUUUAAGGGAAAAAAAAGAAAGAAAAAAAACUGGCUGUCUUCAGCAUAUCCAUUUUGUACUGUUUGUGCAGUACUUACCGAGACCGUCAUAUUUCCUGGAAUGAGCCAACUGUCAUUCUUGUAGGAAGGCAUGCCUCUCCCAAGCUGGCUGUUUCACCUCUGCCACUUGGGAUGCUCAAUCUUAAAAUCAUUGUGUCCUUUCCAUUUUGGAAUUUAUGAAUGCAACAUCCUUUGCAUCUUUGAAGAGAGUAUUUUGAAAGAAGUGCAUAAUCUUGUUAUGUGUAGUCUGUGAAUAAAAAUUGGUGUCCUGAU
Messenger RNA from Conger conger (European conger), 1258 nucleotides. RefSeq names its product transmembrane protein 60 (gene tmem60). The transcript has 2 exons. The record is from RefSeq and is a predicted model, not a curated record. Lineage: Eukaryota; Metazoa; Chordata; Actinopteri; Anguilliformes; Congridae. Bases 249 to 653 code for a protein of 134 amino acids.